Molecule: messenger RNA, 2934 nt
Organism: Centropristis striata (black sea bass)
Lineage: Eukaryota; Metazoa; Chordata; Actinopteri; Perciformes; Serranidae
Gene: avpi1
Product: arginine vasopressin induced 1
Exons: 3
Coding region: 855-1448 (197 amino acids)
Source: RefSeq, a predicted model, not a curated record
AUUUUGUGUCUUUUUUAGUCCUUUAGUCCAACAUAAAAUGUGAUUUUGAAUCUUUUUUUUACUUUCAAAACACUGUCAUGCUCAAUAAAUAAUUUUAAAUGUUGCAAAUGUGAACACAUGUUGCAAAUAUAACAUAUAAUUAUAAAUCUAAUCUAAUCUAAUCUAAUCUAAUUAUAAAUCUCCAAAUCUCCUAAAUUUGUCUCCAGUUUUACUUGGUAUAUCAUCAUCAAACUGAAACUGGCCUCAUGGAGUAUACAGCCAGAACUUUAUGGAUAAAUUUACAGUAGGGCUCCACGCUGCUUUGUUUUUACGUCUGGAUGACAUGAAGACGUCAUGCUUUGAUGCUUUUGGAGACUCCAGACGGUUAAACAAAGGCAUCAUGUAAACAAAAAAACAACAACGGUGGCAUUAAGGAGCCCCUGCGUCAUCCUGUUUGCGUGUUUCCGCACGUUACUUGUCUCUCACAUAACUGACAAUCGCUUCUCGUGCCAGCCAGGCUCAUUGACGUCAAUAGAUUUCAGCAUACACACUCUACGUGGCCAGGAGGCGGAACCCGCCACUGUCCCCGCCCCUCCAAACCCGUGAUUGGUCCAAACAAAGCUCUUUCUCAGCCUCGAGAGGAGGAGUCGGAAGAUCUCUGCACUCUCGUUGGUAGUUUGACGACAUUGAUUUGUGAUUGACUCUCGGCUCAAGGACAGAAAUUAGUUGCAGGUGACGCUGGACAAACAUACUGUCCUGCUAAACAUUUCAGCCAUUGUAGAAGCUUUCAUUGAAGAGGAUCGGCGGUGCCGUUCGGCGGGAGAUGCAGUAAGAGAACUGAACACAUCAGCUAAUCUUCGGAGUAGAGCCAGUGUAUGCCACCUUUUCCCGUGUUUCUCCGGAUGGAUACCGGACACGCCUCCCCGCCGUCCUCCAUGGUGGCGGGUCCUUCCUCGCUGUGGCGGCUGACUGAAAGGAGGAGCAGGAAGGCUGGCUCUGCGAAUAUUUUCAGCAACGUGAAUCUGUGGCAGCUACAGAGACUGUUCAGGGCAGCGGGGGAUCAGGAUGCGGAGCAGAGGGCUCAGCUGAUUUGGGGUCAAGGAGAUGAGGCCGAACUUGCUCAGGCAUUGAUAGGACUCAGGGCCCGAAGUCACAGAAGAGGCCUGAGGGCUAACGGGAGAGAGGUGCUGGGCUCACACUGGCUACGAGCCUUCAAUCACCUCAGGAUCGGAGAGAGCUCACCAAGCAGUCCGGGGAAGGAUCCUGGGGAGGAGAGUGACCCUGAGGCCGGAGCACACAGUCCAGAGCCACGCCGACACACCUCUGUAGGAGCAACAGGAAGAGGCACGGGGCUAACUGAGGGCCAAGGCCCUGCAGGGACUUCAGAGAGACCUGUCCGAAGCAGCUCUGGACUGAGGAGAGGAGGAGAGAACAACCCAGAGAGAUACCUCCACAGAAUACUUCACUGACUUGACCAAAGCUGACUUUUACUCUCUUGAGUCUACCAGCACUUCAGCCUGCUCAUCUCUCCUGAAUACACUAAUGAUGUGUUUGCAAACUGGAGCUAGGUUGAAGUAACUUCUGUGAAAAGCAAGUGAAGCUGGAUGGCAGGUGGAAAGGAUAGUUUUUCAUAAUGCCAUAAUGUCCGGUCUUUUUUAACGGCGCUGAGCAGAUGGCAGCAUACUGACAACUGCACUAUUGCAGACACAUCUCCACCUGAACAAUGAAGGCAGCACAAACCUCUGACUGGCUCCUGGUAGCUUUUUUAUAUUGUGGUUACCUCUCAAGAACUGCCUUAUGUUUUCCUAAAUUUAUCCUACCUCUGACACUAACCACACAUACUGAUAAUUAUGGACGGUGAGGUGACCUUUUAGGGAUGCACAAUAUGGAUUUUUAACCAGUUAUUACCAGCUUUUCAUGGCCAAUAACAAAAGUAAAUAAUCACUUUUACAUUUAUGUAUUUUCAGUUCCUUAUCUGAGGGUAAGAAAGGCUGACAUGUAGCUCUAAACUAACCAAAUAUAACUGACAUCACUAUUGUUAUGACAACAAAAACAAAGAGUUUAAGUAAAGAGUUUUCUAGGAAAGCACAUCAAGAACUGCUUUGACAUAAUCUGUCAAAUUGGAUAUGUUAAUGCAUUUAAUAUAUAUUUAAUAGAAAAAAUAAAGGCUUUUAUAGAACUGAAAACAAUGGCUACUGAGUCUGCAGGUAAAACACAUUGACGAAAGACAUAUCAUAGACUCAUGCUAACUCAGACUUAUUGUAAUAAUACAUUAUAAUACAAAUUAUAAAUGUAAAUAAAUCCCAUUAUUGGCUGAUCAUUAUUUGGAUUGUCUUGUGCAUCCCUGGUAGUUUUGUAGUUCGGUGGUGUAAAUCAAGAAGUAAACAAGUUAGUUAUUAGGAUCACUGUAAGGCAAAUGGUCCCAUCAUCUUUUAUCAGGCUUACAGCUGGUUUUAUAGUGUGAUGUGUUGCUUAUCAUUGACUUGUCAGCAGAUGUAUCCACGUCCUGUACCACAAAAAGCCAUAUAUGUAGAUAUAUGAAGUUCAAUUUGUACCCACUGUGUCACUGGUUAUGUGUAUGCUACUUUACACAACACUAUAAACGGGUAUGAGUGCAAUGGGAGCAGUAAUGGGUGUCAUGAGACGUAGAAAUACAGGUUAGAGACUCAAACUUAAUGAUCCAACAUGUAAAAGUAAUUUCUGCCAGUCCUUGGUUUGUAGAUAUUGAAAGGAAAGUGUCAGGUGUUCCACCUAAAGACCUAAAGUAAUAGCUGCGAGGCCAAACUGAGAAAUGUCCUUUGCUGUUCAGGGGAAGAAAAACUUGAAAAAAUAAAGUUCUCAUAUUAACACUGCCUAUGAAAAUAUGAUGUCACCAACUUUGAUUAAGCUUUUUUUAAUAAUACUAUUUGUUGUAUUGUUUUAGAAUUGUGGUAAUUAAAAGGUGUUUGCAUUGUC